Messenger RNA from Tachysurus fulvidraco (yellow catfish), 1298 nucleotides. RefSeq names its product NADH:ubiquinone oxidoreductase complex assembly factor 1 (gene ndufaf1). Bases 272 to 1195 code for a protein of 307 amino acids. Gene Ontology annotation, biological process: mitochondrial electron transport, NADH to ubiquinone; mitochondrial respiratory chain complex I assembly. Gene Ontology annotation, cellular component: mitochondrion. Lineage: Eukaryota; Metazoa; Chordata; Actinopteri; Siluriformes; Bagridae. The record is from RefSeq and is a predicted model, not a curated record. The transcript is spliced from 5 exons.
AAAUUCUACUGUUUGCGACAUUAUUGUGGCUCGAGCGCCCGCACCUCAAACGGCCGUUGUGCAGCAUCACUUUGUUUCCUUACGGACAUUUUAGGCGACGGACAGGAGCGACGGCUCUCACGAAUGUCAGAGUGGCUCUUUAAAGUAGUUUUAAUGUUGAAAUUAGAUAAAAACUUUUAGUUUGUGCGGUCAGAGUUUGUACAUCGAUUCGACACAACACUUCCCCAGUAUCGGUUAUUAUUUACAUUUGAAUGCUUUGAGCUCAGAGGUUAUGGCCGUGUCAGGGAGGAUGCUGAAAACCUCCACCGUCUUCCAGAGACGUCUCUUUCAGCCACGCCCUGUGGGUCCUGUGUCUCUGAGUAUCAGGUCUGUAUAUGAGCGGGACUACCGCAGACCAGGCCAGGCUCCGGACACCAGAUGGCCCUGGCAGAAGAUCCAUUUUGACUUCGCUAAGGGCGUGGAAGGAGUAAAGAAGCACUUCGGUCUCCUGAAGGCCGAGUUCUUGGAGCACUGGUCGGGGCCCGAGGGCCGGCCACUGGAGGAGCACAUGUUGGAGCAGACUCGUGUGCUGUGGGAGUUCCGUGGUCCAGAGUCGCUCGGUCAGUGGGUGGUCACCUCGGACCGGGAGAUCGGUGGGCGAAGUGAAGCGUACGUGAAGCUCGGGAGGAAUAACUUCACCUGCAUGCUGUAUGGCUCUCUGUGCUCAGCUGCACCCCGAGAUGGAGAGACACGAUAUAGUGGAUACUGCACCAUGCGCUCCAAACAGCCUCUGGCUUCCUUCGACAGGAAAAAGCACUUUGAUUGGUCAAACUUCAACACUCUGCAUUUGCGUAUACGUGGAGACGGCAGACCGUGGAUGGUGAACAUCUCGGCAGGGACCUACUUCUCUCACCAGAGAGACGACAUGUACAGCUACUUCCUGUACACACGAGGGGGUCCAUACUGGCAGGACGUUAAGAUCCCUUUUUCUAAAUUCUUCCUCUCUAGCCGAGGACGAGUACAAGACGAACAGUACCCUCUCUGGCUCGACAAGGUGAAUACUAUCGGCUUCACGCUGGGAGAUAAAGCAGACGGAGCGUUCCAGUUAGAGAUCGACUUCAUCGCUGUGUGUAACGACCGCGCUCACACAGAGGAGUUUGCAUAUGAACUGUACAAGAGGAACCCGGAGGUGGAACAGAGACGACUGUCACCCUGAACAUGACGGAGUAACGCUGGGAAUUUAAGUUCCAUGUACUUUUGCAACACUCACUGACAAAACCCAUUUAUUUAAUAUCAAAUAAACUCAGUAUUAGAGUCUA